Messenger RNA from Gryllus bimaculatus (two-spotted cricket), 2688 nucleotides. The record is from the annotation of a GenBank genome assembly. NCBI's taxonomy places the organism in Eukaryota, Metazoa, Arthropoda, Insecta, Orthoptera, Gryllidae.
AUGUGUGUACAGCCCGCGCGACUUUGUGCCGCCAGGUGUGACAUGUGUGACCAGCCGCCGCCGCCGCCGCCGUCUCGAGCGCGGUCCCGCGGGCGGGCGCGCGGGGGCCAGGAGGGGCCCCGGGAGGGGGCUCGCGGGCGGCGGGCGCCGGGGGGCCGUCGCAGUGGCAGCGCGGCGCCCGCGCGCGGGACCGCCGCCGCCGGGCGCCUUCAGCAGCCACGGCUGCCGGGCGCAAGCGCGGUCGGGCCGCCCCGCGAGCUGGACGCGGAGGCGCUGGGCCGCCGCCUGCAGGGCGUGACGUUGGCGGAGCCGCCGCCGGGCGCAAGCGGGGUGGGGCGCGCUAACCUGCGCGGCCGCCGCGUCGCCCAGGAGCCCUUCCUCCGCACGCGGCCCGCCCACGUGACCACCAAGCAGGGCGCGAGCGGCGCACGCAUCAAGCUCUCCGCAAACUACUUCCGGCUCGAGACGCACACGGACUGGCGGCUCUACCAGUACCGGGUCGAUUUCGACCCCGAGACGGAUCAAACCGUCGUGAAGAAGGGCUUGUUGCGCGUGCAUCGCGAGAGUCUUGGCGGGUACAUCUUUGACGGGACCGUUCUGUUCACGAGUCACCUUCUCUCGCAGGAUAGAGCGCAGGUGAUUGAAUUGUUCUCGAAGAGGGCUGAUGAUGUUAAUAUUAGGAUAACUAUUCGCCUUGUCGGUGAUUUGGCAUUAGGAGAUUAUCAUUACUUACAGUUCUUUAAUAUUUUGAUGCGAAAGUGCCUGCAGCAUUUGAAGUUGCAAUUAGUUGGUCGCAAUUAUUUUGACCCCAUGGCGAGAAUUAACGUAAAAGAGUACAGAAUGGAGUUGUGGCCGGGAUACGUUACAUCGAUACGGCAACAUGAAUCCAGUAUCUUAAUGUGCGCUGAAAUUACGCACAAGAUAAUGCGAAAUGACACGGUUCUCAAUAUUCUUACUGAUGCUAUUAACGCGCACGGAGCGCAGGGCUACAGGCGCUCGUUCCAACAGAAUAUAAUAGGCGCUGUAGUUCUAACAGAUUAUAACAACAGAACGUACAGAGUAGAUGAUGUCGAUUUUGAUACGUCUCCCAUUUCGACGUUCAAACUGAGGUCAGGAGCAGAAAUAAGUUACAAAGACUAUUAUAAACAAAAAUACCAAAUAAGGAUAACUCAGGAUAAUCAACCACUUCUGGUUUCUCGUACCAAAGCCAGGGAACAACGAGCAGGGCAGUCGCCCCUGGUGUAUCUUGUUCCGGAACUGUGUCGAAUGACAGGUCUCACUGACGAAAUGAGGAAUAACUUCCAACUGAUGAGGGCCCUUGCUGAGCACACACGUGUUGGGCCCAGAAGUCGCGUGGACAAAUUGCUGAAAUUUGGUCAGAGAUUAACACAAGAGAAGGCUAUAUCUGAAGACUUCCGAGAGUGGAACAUGCGAUUCGGUCAGAGACUGCUUGAAUUCGAUGCUCGAGUUAUGCAGAACGAGCCGAUCAUUCAAAGCAGCAAUGAUAAGUACAACCCGAGCGCACUAGUGGACUGGACAAGAGAUCUAAGAAGUAGGCCCAUGUUAGUUAUGCCCGAAUUCAAUGUAUGGGCAGUAAUCGUUCCAGGAAAAAUGAAAAGCUCUGCAAUGUCCUUCAUAUCCACUCUCCAGAAAGCGGGUGGAGGAAUGAGGUUUAGGAUUCCAGGACCUCAAUGCUUCGACAUAAUGGAUGAUAGAGCUUCCACGUAUGUGGAAGCAAUUGAAAGGGCAAUAAAUACUACUAAUCCACAGUUGAUUAUGAUUAUUGUUCCAAACAACAGAGCCGACCGGUACAGCAGCAUCAAAAAGAAAUGUUGUGUAGAUCGUGCUGUAUCGUCGCAAGUCGUUCUUGGUAAAAAUUUAAAUGCAAAAGGAGUUAUGUCAAUCGCUACAAAAGUCUCCAUUCAAAUCUGCUGUAAAAUCGGAGGAGCUCCGUGGACCGUGGACAUGCCACUGUCAGGUUUAAUGGUAGCAGGAUUUGACGUCUGUCACGACACAACUACCAGGGGAAGGAGCUUCGGCGCAAUGGUGGCCUCUCUCGACAAAUCUAUGACACGUUACUACAGCGCCGCCUCGGCUCACACCACGGGAGAGGAACUGUCAAACGACCUCUCCUUGAACAUGACAAAGGCUGCUAGAAGGUACAUGGAUUACAACAACGGAGCCCUGCCAGCUCGCAUCAUAAUCUAUCGGGAUGGAGUAGGGGAAGGGCAGAUUCCGUACGUAUUCGAACACGAAGUAAAUCUCGUGAGAGAAACCCUAGGGAAAUUGUACGCUUCUGCAGGAGUUACUUUGAAGUUGGCAUAUAUUAUAGUCAACAAGAGGAUAAACACCAGAGUUUUCUUGAAUAAUGACAACCCACCGCCUGGAACAGUGGUGGAUGAUUGCAUAACUCUCCCGGAGCGAUACGAUUUUUUUUUAGUAUCGCAGACAGUUCGGCAGGGCACUGUCAGUCCAACAUAUUAUAAUGUAAUCAGUGAUAAUGUUGGUCUGGAUCCCGACAAAAUGCAAAGGUUGUCUUACAAGCUCACUCAUAUGUAUUACAAUUGGAGCGGAACGGUUCGUGUUCCAGCACCGUGUCAGUAUGCUCACAAGUUGGCAUACUUGGUUGGACAAGCACUGCACCGCAGCCCCAAUAAUAGGCUUGAAGAUUACCUUUAUUACUUAUAA